AUGAGCUUGGAGCAUUCCCAAUCAGAAGGAUCAAAUAAAAAAGAUCGGCUAGCCUUGUUGGCCAUCAAGGCACACAUAACCAAUGAUCCCUUUCAUGUUGUGAGCUCUUGGAAUGACUCCAUCCCUUAUUGCGAGUGGUCAGGCAUUAUAUGUGGCAGUCCUCGCAGGCAUCCAAACAGGGUCAUAGCCUUGCGUUUACAGUCCAGUGGUUUGGUGGGGGCUGUGGCUCCAGAAAUAGGAAACCUCAGUUUCCUUCGAGGGAUCUCUCUCUACAACAACAGCUUUCAUGGUGAAAUCCCUCAUGAAGUAAGCUUUCUAUCCAGGCUUCGUUAUUUACUCCUACAUAACAAUUCAUUUCAAGGGGAAAUCCCACCCAACAUAUCAUGUUGCUCUAACCUUAAAAUAUUCCGUUUAGGUUACAAUUAUAUUGUGGGAAAAAUUCCAAUGGAACUUGGCACCUUGUCCAACCUUCAAGUCUUUUCAUUCCAUUUUAACAGAUUGAUGGGACAGAUCCCAUCUUCCUUUGGAAAUCUUUCAUCCCUUGUCAUCAUUUCCGGGGCAUCCAAUGAUUUAAGUGGGCAUAUUCCAUUAUCCCUUGGUCAAAUGACCAGAUUAACUAUUCUCGCACUUGCUGAAAAUAAGUUGAUUGGUACUAUCCCUCCCUCUUUAUAUAAUCUUUCCUCACUCGGUGUUUUUGAUGUCGGAGGUAAUCAACUUCAAGGGAGUCUCCCAUCAAAUUUAGGCUUCAAUCUUCCUAAUCUGUGGUGGUUUUCAGUUCCUCAAAAUCAAUUUCAUGGACCAAUUCCUAUUUCUGUAUCCAAUUUGUCGAAACUUGUAGUACUUUUUAUUGGUGGAAAUAGUCUUACUGAGAAAGUGGCUAUUGAUUUUGGAGGCCUAUCAAAACUCACUUUGCUUCAAUUAGAUAUGAAUCAUUUGGGAAGUGGAGAGGCUGAUGACCUGAAUUUUGUCAACACAUUGACCAACUGUAGCAGUUUAAGAACUUUGAUGCUUGAUGAUAACCAGUUUGGUGGUGUACUUUCCAACUCCAUGGCAAACUUAUCAACCCAACUGAAAGUGCUUGAUCUAUCAAAAAAUCAAAUAUCUGGAGACAUCCCAGUGGGAAUAGGGAACCUUGUAAGCUUACAAUUCUUGGGUCUAUCUAGUAACUUACUAGAAGGAAGUAUUCCGACAUCGAUUGGGAGACUUAAAAUGCUACAUAAACUCGGUUUAUAUGGGAACAGAUUCACAGGGUCAAUCCCUCCUUUUCUUGGAAACUUGACACUAUUGAUUGAGCUUUAUUUGGGAGGCAAUCUCUUAAAAGGAAAAAUACCUUCGAGUCUUGGCAAAUGUAAAUAUUUGUUACGUUUGGACCUUUCUAGUAAUAGUUUCAGUGGUAUUAUCCCCAGAGAGAUAUUUUAUUUCUCCACAUUAAUAGAGCUAAACUUGAGUACAAAUUCUUUCUUUGGUUCUCUACCUUUGGAAGUGGGGCAACUGACCAAUCUUGGAAUCCUAGAUAUUUCUAAAAACAUGUUGUCUGGGGAAAUCCCUAGCACCCUUGGUGCUUGUAUAAGCAUAGAGCACCUUUUUAUGGAGGGUAACUUAUUUCAGGGAUCUAUAUCAUCAUCUUUGAGUUCUCUAAGAGGUGUUCAAGAUUUAGAUCUUUCACACAACAGUUUCUCUGGUCUUAUCCCAGAAUUUUUGGGCACAUUUAAGUUUUUACAGAACUUAAAUUUAUCAUUUAAUCAUUUCGAGGGUGAAGUACCAGUAGAUGGGGUCUUCAGCAAUUUGAGUGCAGUUUCAAUCAUCGGAAAUAAUAAGCUUUGUGGAGGUGUAUCGGAGCUUUUUUUGCCAGCAUGUCAUACUCAAAAGACCAAAGAAGAUGGCAGGCCUCAUGUUUUCAAAUUGAUUGUCAUCAUAUGUGGAUGUGGGGGCUCUAUAUGUUUGAUUUGUAUAACACUUUUCUUCAUUAUCUACCGCAGAAGAAAAGAAAAGAAAGAAUCAACUAUAUUUUUGAUAGAGGGUCGUCAUCUUAAGAUCUCUUAUGCACAACUUCUUAAAGCUACAAAUGGAUUUUCUUCUGCAAAUUUGAUUGGAGUGGGGAGUUUUGGUUCUGUAUAUAAAGGACUUCUCAAUCAUGGGGAAACUAUUGUUGCAAUAAAGGUCCUCAACAUUAAACAAAAAGGUGCUUCCAAGAGUUUCAAGGUUGAAUGUGAAUCCCUUAGAAACAUUAGGCAUCGUAAUCUUGUAAAAAUCUUAACAUCUUGCUCAAGUAUAGAUUUUGAAGGCAAUGAUUUUAUGGCAUUAGUAUAUGAGUUCAUGCCUAAUGGGAAUUUAGAGAGGUGGUUACAUCCACAUGAAAAUGGCAUACAAGAUGAGCGAAAGCAUUUAAGCCUUGUUCAAAGGCUGAAUAUUUCCAUUGAUAUUGCAACAGCAUUGGAUUAUCUUCACCACCAUUGCCAUAUGCAGAUUAUUCAUUGUGAUCUAAAGCCAAGCAAUAUUCUUCUUGAUAAUGAUUUGACUGCACAUUUGGGUGAUUUCGGGAUAUCAAAGAUUCUUUCAAAAGCCACAAAUAGAUCUCAAAAUCACAUCAGCUCAAUCGGAAUAAAGGGAACUAUUGGAUAUAUUGCACCAGAGUAUGGUGCAGGUGUUGAUGUUUCAACGCAUGGUGAUGUCUAUAGUUAUGGAAUUCUCUUAUUAGAGAUGUUCACAAAGAAGCGGCCUACUCAUGUAAUAUUCGAAGAUAAAUUCAAUCUUCAUUGCUGGGCUGAGAUGGCUUUGCAUAAUGAAGUGAUGGUGGUUGUUGACCCAUCACUUCUUUCUGUGGAAGAAGAUGAAGAAGAGGCAGCAAGAAUUGUAACCAACAUCAUUAGAAGUCGAAGAUGCAUGAAGGAUAGAGUGCACGAGUGCCUUAAUUCAGUUAUUAGAAUUGGAGUUACCUGCUCAGCUGAAUCACCAUGUGAUCGAAUGGACAUAAAUGAUGUUGUCAAAGAGCUACAUCUGAUCAAAGACAUUUAUCUUGGAGUAGGCACUCUUCGAGGAAGAUGA
Macadamia integrifolia is the source of this 3045-nucleotide messenger RNA. Its product is annotated as probable LRR receptor-like serine/threonine-protein kinase At3g47570. NCBI's taxonomy places the organism in Eukaryota, Viridiplantae, Streptophyta, Magnoliopsida, Proteales, Proteaceae. The transcript is spliced from 2 exons. The record is from RefSeq and is a predicted model, not a curated record. The coding region runs from base 1 to 3045 and encodes 1014 amino acids. Gene Ontology annotation, biological process: protein phosphorylation. Gene Ontology annotation, molecular function: ATP binding; protein kinase activity; receptor serine/threonine kinase binding.